Messenger RNA from Cataglyphis hispanica, 2649 nucleotides. RefSeq names its product sodium/bile acid cotransporter 7-like. The transcript has 6 exons. NCBI's taxonomy places the organism in Eukaryota, Metazoa, Arthropoda, Insecta, Hymenoptera, Formicidae. Gene Ontology annotation, cellular component: plasma membrane. The record is from RefSeq and is a predicted model, not a curated record. Bases 1164 to 2162 code for a protein of 332 amino acids.
AAAAUACCUUUAUAAUAUUUAUAAAAAUUUAUAAAUUACAUUGAAAGAUGCAUUUUGUAAGGCGCAGCCUUUAUCUUUCUCCUUACCGCCAUACUAUUGAAUUUCGCGAUUGCAUUCGUGGACAUUUCUUAUUGGUUCACUUAUUGUUUUACGUCACUACUGUCACUGAUGUCUCAUGCGCAAUGAGACACAUUUAUAUUUAUAUCAUAUAUACCUGCAUACCCAUGGAAAUGUUUCAUUGAAGAAAGGAUUGUCAGAUAUUGUCACCGUAAUAGACGAUGUUUGGUGUAGCUUAAAGCGUGGCAGAAAAAUGAGAAAGCUUUUAAAUUAAACAAGGAAUAAUAAUUUAAUUCUCUUGUGCGAAUCAUGUAAUACACAAUCAACUAUGAUAAUACUCUUCAACGUUGUAAAUAAUUUUCUGCAUGUUCAAUUUAUAUACGAAAAUUCUUUUAUAGACAGAAUAAAGUCAAGUAUUUGUUUCUCGCAUAGACUUACGAUAGUGCCUGUCACGAUACCCUCCAUUUCUAUUUUGUCGUAUAGAUAGUAAUAUGAUAUAGCAAUAGCACACAUAUAGGGAGGGAGAUGCACGUGUAACAAAAUGACAUAAUAGUUAUUAAAUAAAUAAUUAUUUUGUACAUAAAAAGAGCUCUCUUAUUCGAUCAGCACCAUUUCAAUUCCUUAAAUAUAUUGCAGAAAGUACUCCUCAUUUUACAUAUUUCCUUUUUAUAUUUGUUUAUUACUUGCAGAUAUUUGCAUAAUGUUUUUGCAUAGCACAAUAAGAUGAUAGAGAUGCGAUAGAUAGUUGUAUAAAGUUGCACAAAAGUUAAUGCUUCUGCUCCUGGACUUUUAAUUUUCAUAGAAAUUUUGUUAUUCAAGAUGAUUAUUCACCAUUUUUUUCACAGUAUAUAUUAAUUUUUCUUUCUAGAAUAAAAUUUAAAUAAUUCAAUAUAUACCUCUCAAAGUUGUAAAAGUUUAUACUGAAAUUAAUUCUAGUCAUUGCGCUAGUAAGUUAAUUUAAUUUUAGAAAACAUUUAAUCAUAUAAGUUUUUUAUAAUGAAAUUUUUAAUUUUUUAAGAUUUUUCAUAUAACAAUAUUUUAUACAUUUUGCUUCCAAAGAUUUAGCUUUCACGCAUGCUUCUUUAGAUAUAUCGAAAUAUUUAAAAAUGUGUAUAAAAUCCAUUCAUAUCAAUCUACAACCGAAAAAGAAAACUAAUCUUCUCUAUCGAUAUGGAUAUGUUCUAUUAAUGCUCGCAUGCAUGAUAUUUGCAUCUAUUCAACCACAUAUUGGUGGAACAAAUGGUAUAAUCAAUGGUAAUUUUAUCAUUUGCUAUUUCGCUGUGCCUUUGACAUAUUUAGAAGCUGGAUUAUUAUGCAAUCCUAAAUCUCUUUAUUCAACGUUAAGAGAUGGCUAUCUUUUGACAUUUGUCAUGACUUUCAUAUAUAUUUUGAUGCCCUUUUUAGCACGCAUUGGAACAUAUCUGUUGACCUAUGCAAAAGUUAAUGUAUGGUUACUCAAAGGAAUGGAGGUGCUUUACUGCAUGCCUCCACCAUUCAGUACAGGACUUGCUUUAUGUCGUUUGGCACAAGCUGAUUUGCCUACAAGUGUAAUUACUACAUUGGUAUCACAUUUUGGAGGAUUAUUUUUAUCUCCUAUUUUAUUAUAUCUUAUGUUAGGAAUGUUUACUCCACCAUUGGUUGGGAUCAACUUCAGGGAGACUAUAUACAGCACACUUAUUCCAUUGGGCAUAGGUAUCAUGCUACGAUCAUUUAUAUUGAAAGACAAAUAUUUGAAUAUAAACACAGGGUGGUUUUCCCAAGGAUUAUUGUUGACAAUAGCAUACCACUGGUUUUGUGAUGCUGCUUUAGCAGAUGCUUCAUCAUUACAAGCAGUAGAUAUACUGUUCUGUGUACUUAUAACAUGUGUAGGUCAGCUCCUUCUUAGCAGUUUAUGUUGGAUCUUGUGCUCUCAAUGGUUGCCGCGAAAUAUUUUGUUAGCCACGCUAUUCACCAGCACUCACAAAUCCGUUGGUCUUGGCGGUUGGAUUUUACGAGGAGCGUACCAUGGUUCAAUUCAUGGACCAGCAGUGAACUUACCAUUGACGAUAUUACCUGUUGCACAAUUAUUGUUAGGUAGUUUGUUAGCUAGUUGGCUAGCUCCAUAAGAACAAAAUCUGAUGUGAUAUUAUUUUGCGAUGUCCAUAUCUCAAUUUGUAGAGAUAUUGGAUUAUCUUCCAAACUAGUCGCCAAGUAAGAUAAUAAUUAUGAUAGGGUCUAUGCCUUAGGAUAUUCUGUAUCCUAAAAAUGAUGUAUGGAACGGCUCCUAAAAAUUCAAUUGUAAAUAAAUUUUAGAAAUAAUAUAUUUAAAUAGAUUGGGACAAUAUAUAUAAUAUAUAUAUAUAUAUGAAAAAAGCUUACAUCGUAAAUAAACUUGGAAAAAAAUAUAGAAAAAUAAAUUGCAUAUUAAAUUAUCAAUACAAUAUAUUUAUAUAAAUGUUUUAAAGCAUGUUAAUUAUAUAUACCUAAUACAAAUUAUUUUUACAUUUUUACGAGUAAUUUUAUUCAUUCAUUAAUGAAUCGUUUGGAAUAAUUGCAUUUGGAAAUGAGCAAUUUUUAUUGAAUAUGAAUAUUUAUAUAUAUUAUUUACAACAU